AUGAGGCGCGGGGCGGGGCCGGGGCCAGGCGCGGCGGCGGCGGCCGAAAGGGGCGAAGUUACCCGGCAGCGAGCGGGCCGUGCGUGGAGAGGUGCCCCCCUUCUCAGGAGCACCAGGAGACCAGCUGCAAAGAGCCAGCAUGCUGCGGCUGCAGUGCUGCAGACACCGAGCAUAAGGGCUGGUCUUCAGCGUUGCUUGCAGAGUGGCAAUGGCCGUGAUCUUCCUUCAGAGACACCUCAGCACAGGAAUCUCGAUGCUGAAAGAGAUGAAGGCCCUGAGAAGAGAGAGGCUCUUCAUGAUCUUCUGCUUGAUGAGCCUCACUGCUCUCGCUGGUGCCUGGUGCGGGACCUCGCUGCUCACGUGGGGGCUGUGUGGAAAGAAUGCGCCACAGGCUUGGAGGCUCUGGGCAUUGCUGGGCAUUGCAGGAACACACCUGACCUGUGGAAAGGACAAGCUGGAGAGAUGCAGCAGCUGAGGGGUGACGUGGCACGCCUGGCUGCAGAAAUCGGCGCUAUAAAGAAGGAAGUUCAGCAAAUGAGAGAGGCAAUGUCUGACCCCAUGGAGGUGUCUGACUGGGCUCUCAAAAGUGCAGGGACUGCCAUCGACCUGCAGAGAUCAUCCAGCACCUCUGCAUGGUUCAGACGGGUGUUUUGCUUCCUGUGUGCUCCACCCGUUGAGGAUACCUUUGUGCAGCCGGAUGCUUCCCCAGGAUCCUGCUGGCCUUUGCAACAGUCUCGGAGCGAGGUGCUAAUCCGAUUGCCCACAGAAGUACAACCAACGGCCAUCACCUUACAGCACUCGUCAAAGAUAGCCACUCCACUGGGGACUGUCAGGAGCGCGCCCCAAAAUUUCACUGUCUCUGGACUGGAUGAGGAAGGCCAGGACGAAACUCUGCUGGGGUCGUUCAUCUACAGCGUGCAGAAAGAGCCGACUCAGAGCUUCCCUCUGCAGAAUGGCAUCCCCAGAGCCUUUCGGGUUUUGAAACUUGGCAUACAGAGCAACUGGGGAAACCCAAGACACACCUGCAUUUAUCGAGUGCAGGUGCAUGGGAAGAUGGUGGGGACAAAUGCCAUCAACAAGACAGACGUGGAGACUCCCCUUAAUAAGAAUUAAAAGAGGAAAACGGAGGAACAGACCAGAGGGAUCUGUUCCUCCACAAUCAGAGUAAUCUGAUUUAUGUGGUGCAGAGCAAUGUCAUUUCAGUGUCCCUCUCAAAGCAGCCAACUUCUUUCUGCCUUUUGCAGGCUGAGGUGCCGGAGCAGGUCCAGAGAAGGGCAAUGAACCUGGUAAAGGGUCUGGGGAACACAAGUCUUACGGCUGAGGGAGCUGGGUUUAGGCUGGAGAAAACAAGGCUUGGGGAGAUCUUUAUCACUUUCUACAUUGACCUGAAAGGAGGUUCUAGAGAGGUGGGUGUCAGUCUCUUCUCCCAAGUUACAAGCGAUAGGACAAGAAGAAAUGGCCUCAAGUUGCACCAGGGGAGGUUUAAAUUGAGUAUUAGGAAAAAAGUCUUCACCAAAAGAGUUGUCAAGCAUUGGAACAGGCUGCCCAGGGAAGGGUUCAGUCACCAUCCCUGUAGGUAUAUAAGAUGUGUGAAUGUGGCACUAGUGAGAUUGUUUCGUGGUAGACUUGGCAGUCCUAAGUUAAAGGUUGGACUCGAUCUUAAAGGUCUUUUCCAACCUAAAUGAUUCUGUGAUUCUGUGAUAGGUAAAAAAAGAAUAACUACUACUUGUUUCAUAAUAUAAGCAUAAGCAAAGCAAUUUAGAGUGCUGCUAAUAUCGUCAAGAACAGUUCCUUUUCUUCACAACAAGCAUUGGAUGUCGUCAGAAAACAACAUAGAUUCCAGUUCAUUUAUAUUAUUAGAGAGCAUGCCAAAUGCUUCUUUAAUGAUUAUUCCCUUCUCUUUUCCUUCCCACCAUCUCUACGAAAUAACAAAGUCCCGAUGCUUUAACAUUUGUGUUAAAGUGUGGCUAUAUAUAAUACAGUGUGGCUCUGUAUUCAGUGCCCAAGAGAAAAUAUACGUUGAAUAAAGACAACUCUGUUAACCAUAACCUACCUUUAAUUAUAGCUCUUUCAUACCUGUUUUGAGAGCAUCUGAUGAUUUCUCUAAGCAAAAAAAUAGCAAGUCAUAGAUAUUUUUGCAAAUAAAUAUAACCAGUUAGUGAAAAUGGAGCUGGUAAUACCAUUUUUCUUAUCUACUUGGGUCUCAACAGACAUACCAAUACAAAAAUACAGAUGUCGAGUGUUUUGGGUAAGCCACAGGAGGGAGUUAGUGAGUAGACUGAGAACAACAACAAAAAUGCUUUUCACUGCUUUUGCGAGGCUGUGCUCACUUAUCCUGUUUGCACACAUGCACAGCAUCAGCCUUCUUUUCAGGGAAGCUGCUUAGAAUUCCAGAGAAAUUUGUAGAGCAAUGACUGCCUACCUGCUCACAACCUCCACCUUACUCUGAGCACAUUCACUCACCUUACUCACUGAGCACACCUUCACUAUCGCUCUCUCUGAACAGAGCUUCAAGAGAAAGUGUAGUUUAAGGCAGCAUAAGAUUACUUGCACUUGGCAAAUAAACAGCUUGGACUGAACCUGAUGUCUUUUCACUGCGUGGAGGAAUGUAGGCAGGAAAACAUGGAUAAGGCAAAAAGCAUUGUUUCUUCUUAAGUGUGCACUGUGUACUUCUACAAAAAGACCUAUUUUUGAAAUCUGGCAACAUUCCCAUAUGGGAAAAAUACAGAUAUAUGUUUCUUAUGAAUGGUAUAUAGAAGAGUUUGCAAUGAGCACAAUUGAAAUAUGUACAGAUUACAGAUACAGUAAUGACUUUGCAGUUAAUGACAGCGUGAUUGCCAAGGUCUUGUAAGAAGGCUGACAGUUCAUAUAUCUGAUAACAGCAGCAUGACUGCCUCAUUAGUCACAACAGUAUUCUCUCUUAUUUGUCCUCCUCUUUCAAGUCUGGAGCAGGUACAAAUGAUACCAGGUCUUCUACCAAAAUCAGGUGGCAUUUUUAAGUAAUUUGUAACUGAAUGCACAGAUAAUUCACAAUCAGAUUCUCUCUCUUUCUCAAAUAACAUGGAUCAAAAAUUAAUAAAAAGAGUCAAGAAACCAUUGUUCUGUGAAAAUAAGCUCUUAUGUAAUUCAGUUUCUCUGAAAGGCUCCUACUUUGCCAAAUGCAAUCUGCCCAAUAUCAUAUUAAAUAAAUGUAGACGGGUUUAUAAUACAGAGGAGCAGCAGAGAUCCUUCUUGAGUCUCCCUGAAUAACGAAUUUUACAUUAUAGGCACUAAAGGCUUCUAUAUAAUAGGAACAGUAUAAUAAUAGGAACAGUAGAGCACAAUCCAGCUUGCUGAAGUCAGAGACUUCAAAAGGUCCAUGGCAAAAUUAAGAGUAGGACUCCCUUAUCUCAAAGACAUUAGAAGAAAAUACUUCUUUCUUACUUUAUAAAAGUAGAAUGCGUCUGCAAUUAUCUCUUAGAACAGCAUUAGUAUUGUGAUUGCUUGUGUAAGCUCUGUUGCAAGGCAGUGAGGUGAAACAAGUACUUGAAGAUACAAGGACACUUUCACUAGGUACAAAGAGAAAGACAGGCAAAUCCAUCAUGCUUAGCCUGCAGAUUCAAGUACACAAAGCAAAGCAUGCUGAAAACCUACCAGAAAUGCAAAUAAAUGCAACAAAUGAAAGCACAAUGGAUAUGCAUAAUCAGAUAAAAUGAGGAAAAUACAGCAUUAAAGAUCAUCCUUUCUGCUCUCAGGAAGGAGUCAAGACACAAAGAUCAGGCUAGAAUUUUUGAAGCAAGAAGUGACGUGCAGCAUCCAGUUGGAGAUAUUGAAGGCUAGUUUUCAAAGCGCUGAUGAUGAUCAAGUGAAAGGCAGGCAUAGCAUGACAACAAAAUGAGCCAGUCUACUGCUGAAAACACAGAACCUAAGUAAUUUUGAACUAUUUCUACUUGAGUCCCUAUGUUCCAACUAUAUACAGUUCCAAGGAAUUAAGUUUUUAGAGUCCCAUUCAGCAAUAACGAGUCUAUUAAAUGAUAUGGAGUAAUAUAAGCAAUCAGAAGCAGUCACCUUAUUUUAACAUGACAGCUCCUAACAAAAAUGAUAAUAUAAAACUUAUUCUUGCACAAAAGGAUUGGAAUAAUUUUAUGAGUUAUUUUUAUGAUGAUGUUUAUUAUACUACAAUUUCAGCAAAACAAAUUAUACAAACAAAACAAUGCUAUGUAAUUAAUUAGGGCAGGAAAAAAUAAAGAGAUUUUCUUGCUGUAGUCUUUUGUUGGGUAGGUUUAAAUUUCAAUUGUAAUUUCAACCAUAAAAAAAAUACUGGGCCUAAUACAUAUACAUAGAAGUUUCUCUAGUACAAUUUCAGUAAUCCCACUGACUGCAAUGAAAUAAAUUCUGUGAUAAAACGGGAAAUUAGAUUAAUAGGAUUGGCUGCUAAGCACACCCAAAUAAAAUCUAAAAAAAUAAACCAGAACAAAAUGAAUAUUAAUAUCUAUUGAUAUACAUCUUGUAAUAAUAAAUUAUAAAAAUUCCAAGUAAUUGACUUUAUUAAGUGUGCAUAUAUAUUCUCACUAAGAAAACAACAAAGGAAAAAGUAAUACCAGUUUGCCUGCAGUGGGUGGACCACAGUGAAAUAUUUUUCUGUCUACUAAUCUUCUCGUUUAAGAUUUGUAUUUCUUUAGUUUUCUCUUCCUUGGCAAAUUCCUUAUCAGCUUGAAUUGCCAUCUCAUUAGGGAUCACAUUGCUUUGCUGCAGCCUGUUAGAUGCAUGAAAGGGGCAAAUGUGAAAAAGGCAUUGAGAUCUUGACAUGUGCAAGGGCAGAAGGCCAGCUGAAUCCACAGACUAGAAAAACAAAAGGGCUGCCAACUUACAGGCACCAUACUGAUAGCCGUACACAGCCACAACUCUGAAAUUGACUUGUCAGUCUGCAGCAGACCUGCAAAACUCAUAAAACAUUUACUGAUAAGGUAGUAAGCAGACAACCCAGCUAAGGACUUUCCAUAACGCCAGCUCUACUGGUAUUACCCAGAAGGCAUCUUCAGACAAAAAUUCUGUGUUUAAUUACAACCAACAAGAAAAAUAGUGAGAAAAAUAGUGAUCCUGGCAUAUUUUUAGAUUUGACAUUUGCUACAGUAGGCCAACCAAAGCAUUUCCUCAUUUCACUACCAGAAAAUAUUAAACGUCAAAGAAGAGAAAUGUCAUGCUUUACAUGUAAAUGCCAUGUCAUUUGUCAAGGCCUUUUUGUAUGUAAGUUGAAGAAGGCUGUGGUUUUUCUAAUUAGCUUAUGGGAGAAUUUCUGCAGAGUUAUAAUAAGCAAGUCUAGAAAAGAUCUCUUCACAACAAGUCUUCUAACUCUGUUAAGUUUAUGCCAUGAUGAUCCCUUGUGAUCCAGAUGUGAUUUCCCCAAGAAAAUUAGGACCAUGUGUUCCAAACUGACUUUACUUGUAAUGGUAUCAUCCAUAGAUUAUCUUCCCUAUUUACAGCUAUAAAUUAUGGCAAACAUUUGUAGGAACUUGCAAUUUUCCUCUGGCUCAAGACAGAGCUUAUCACGUUCCACCAGAGAAGAUCCCAUUGCCUAUCUUUUUAUGUUAACUUACUCCCACACAAAAUGUUUAUCUCAUUUGCUACAUGUACUGAAGGAAUAACACAGUCUGUCCUGUAGCAGAGAUGGAGAAGAAAAGAGUUCAAUGUAAUUGCAGACAAGCUGCCAUAGAUAAAUCUUCCUGUUUCUUGGAUAACACAUGCAGACUGUGCACUCCCAAGUCCUGGUGCCCCUCUUCUUGUUUGAUUCACAGGAAUGCAUUGGUUUGCCUCAAUUCCCUUAGUUUAAUGUUCAGUUCCUUCUCUUCAGAAUUCAGAAAAACUGAAAUAACAAACUUCAAGAAUCAAACUCACUCCUAAAGUGACAUAUAAUAGUAAUUGGAAAAACACUUUAAACAAUGAAUUGCAAGCCCUCUUGCAAAAGAAAAAUGGUCUCUACUGAAUAUUUAAUAUUUUAUUUUUCAAACUCAGAAAAACCUAGGCAACCAAAAAAAAAAAAAAAACUAUGACAGUUUAGGAUAAUUUCACUAGUAAUACUGGCAUAUAGAUCUUCAGAACUUAACUGGUUCUUUUAGUCCAGUGUAUUCAUUUUUUCUCUCAGCAUGUACACUCAGAAAUCCCAUGUUCUAAGAUUUUCAGGUUGAAUUCUUUGCUGUUUCUUGCAAAUUGUGAUAAUUUGUAGUGCUACAGGAUCUGAAAACUGAGUGACUAACUCACCACUGAAAGUCAUUUUACUUAACAAACAUCUCCCCAUAUGUACCAGAAUUUCCUAGUUACGUUCCUGUAAAGGUGACAUAACAAGACAGAGAAAGGAUUAUCAUCCCUGAAUUAUCCACAUAUUCAUUCACUACAAAGUAAGAAAUUGUUAAAUGGUUAUUUUCAACAUACAGCCUCUUCCAAACAAACUUAUGCACAUGAUUCAUUGGCUUGUCCUUGGGAUGGUGUCACAGUAGAGCUGACAAUAAACUUUAUUUCAAGAUCCUAUU
Molecule: messenger RNA, 6506 nt
Organism: Strigops habroptila (Kakapo)
Lineage: Eukaryota; Metazoa; Chordata; Aves; Psittaciformes; Psittacidae
Product: sperm-associated antigen 4 protein-like
Exons: 11
Coding region: 1-1113 (370 amino acids)
Biological process (GO): nuclear envelope organization
Cellular component (GO): meiotic nuclear membrane microtubule tethering complex; nuclear envelope
Molecular function (GO): protein-membrane adaptor activity
Source: RefSeq, a predicted model, not a curated record